UGUUUGAUGGUUGUUUUUUUCCUAGUCCCAAGUUCUGGAUUUCUCAAGCCCUUUAAUGCUACAAUUAGCAAAGGAACACAAGCCUGUGUCCAUUUUCUAGGCUGCUCCUUAGGGUUUUAACAUCUGAAGUUUCUUUAUUAUUUGCUAGAAGAUUUAGUCAAUAGUAAAAAGAGUUUUCUAAUUUUCCUGUAGAAGCUUCUAGUGACUGUGUAAAUGGAUUAUCAGUCUCUUUUCCAUACAUUAGGUAGAAGCUUUUAUGUUUGAUAAACUCGUUUAGUAAACCACAGACAGUUCUUCCCUUCUAGCUUCUCUUCCUUAGCUUUCAGCACUUUUUGUAGAGGGCCUGAGGUUUUAUUAUUAACGCCACAUGAAUAGAGAAACUGAGGCACAGAGAACCAAUACACCAAAAGGAACAGCAGAGCACAAAUUAAGCCUGUGGGUUAACUGCAGUGGUUUUUUUGUAUCAUUCUUAAGGGUGAUUCAGCUAGCCCAGGUUAGUUAAGACUUGCAUCAGCUUGUCUGGUAGCCAUUCACAGAUCUCUGUAAAAUUAUCUGAUGGCCUGUAGCCAGGCUUAUCUCAAACUGAAUAGGCUUUCCUCUCAAUCUUCUCUGCUACUCUGAAAAGCCGGCUCCUCCCAAGCAAAUCUCCUUGCACAUGCAUAUUUACUGCAGAUAGUGUUAAAAAAACCCCAAAAAUCAACCAAGAAAACAAAAACAACAACAAAAACCCCGGCAACCACAAAAGCCUGGUGUCGUUGUGGUCUCAGCCCAAGCCCAUCAGCAGGCCUGCGGUAUCUGGAAGCUGUGGGCAGGCUGAUGAUAGCCACUGUAGGACAGCUGCAAUAGCUGUGCCCAGUGCCAGGCUGCUCCUAAUCUCCCCAGUGCCUCUCUCUGCUAAUCUGCAGCUGCACGCUGCCUCGGCUGUGCUGGGAAGUGCCUCGGGCUGUGUACAAGCCUGGGACUUCCCUGGGCUGAGCACAGACCGGUCUGCAACUAAAUCUACACAGAAGCAGUUCCUCCAGGGCCAGGUUUGGGAUAAAAUCAGACUUAGAGGUUCACAGAAAGGCAGAUGGGAAGGAGAGGGAAAAGAAACCCAAGCCCACAUCUUCUUCACGAAGCAUCUCAGCUACCUGGUGUCAUGUGCCAGAAUUUUUAAGGCUCUAUGAGGAAGUGCUUCAGAGGAGGCACAUGAUUCUAGGGAGCUAUUUUCAGCGAGAGGAAAAACGCCUAUUGACUGAUUGCAUAUUUCUUUUACUUCCCUUUUCCCCCUUUCCUUGUGAGAUGUGCUCAGUGAAUAUAUUUAUUGCUGAAAUUAUUUUGUCAAAUUUUCUGGACAGUGAAUUAGCACCUUCAGCCUAUUCCUAAGCUGAUCUUUCAAAUUCACAUUAAUUUAUAGCAUAUUUUUAUUAAUGUAUAUUUUUAUAAAUUAAUAUAAAUGUAUAUUUUUAUAUUGUAUUUAUUUAGUAUUUGAUAUUGACAAUGUUGCAAUGGAACAAAACAUUUUGUGUCUUGCUGGGUAAACUGAAUGGCUUAGAGAAUACUUAUCUUUUGGAAAAUGAUAAAAUGAUUGUGUUUUAAGGAAACAAAAUGAAUCUACCUGCAUUUGAAGUCUUCCUUUUAUUUUUCCCUACUCAGUAUGCUCAUAGCAUGGCAGAGGGUGAUGGAAGUUUGCUCUCUAUUUUUUUACAAUGCACUUCUGGUGCUGAACUCUGUGUUAGGAGCAGUUGUCUGUUCCUUCAUUGGCUGGUGGGAGAAGUGGAAGUCAUCAAGUGGAGGGGAAGCCUGGAACAAGCUGAUUUUUCUUCUGGAACCGUAUGGAAGCUCAGAAAUCGCUUAUCUCUAGCAACCCAUAAAGUAGUUGAGUAGUUACAUUCAGUGAGUCAAGCCCUUCCACUGUCACCAUUUUAUGCUAAAUAGUUUAAGGUGCUCUCCUAAUUAUAGUUCCUUUCCUCAUCCUUAAAAGGAAUGCUUACAAGGCAGUAACAGUCAUUUGAUAUGUCAUAAAACUUCUCUAGGCUUCUAGAAGUCAUUUUACCCUGGGUUUCUGCUGCUCAGUGAUAUUGGUCCUGGUUAUCAGCAGCCAAACACGACUGUGCUGUGUUUUGUUCUGCCUCACAUCGUUUCCUUUAGCACAGGCAGAUGUUUCACUCAGUGAAGGUUACAGUUCACUUCAGAGAGCUUCAGUGAAACGGGUUUUUCACCUCUAGCAAUUUCCUGGCAAGUUCUGAAGUACAUCUGAGAUAUAGGAAAUCAGGAAAUAUUAGAAAUGCUGCAUGUCUUAAUGUCAGGAAAUGAAGAGAGAGAGAGGGAGAGAGAAAGAGCAUCUGUGCAAGUUAGUCACAAGUUAGUUCUUCAAGUUUUGGCUAAAAAUGAUGGAUUCCUAUAAGUAUUUAAGGUCCAGGCAUCACUGAGAGUACAGUGUUAUUUUUUAUGUUACAAAGUAUUUUUUGUUCCUGCUCCUGUUCCCCUCCUUCAUGCAGUCACAUCAGGAAUGAUGCUUGUUAGUGAGCUGGAGUUUGCCUUGCAAUGAAGUGCAUGUUGUGAUUAUAGGAGUCUCCUGCUCACAAGUUGUUACCAUUUUUAUUAUGGGUGUUGUCCUCUAUGACUCAUAUGAUGCCAAAAUUUAAAUUAUGUGGCAGAAGCACAUGUGCUUAAUAAAUUAAGAUCACUCACUUUGGGCUAUCAUCUCUACAUAUGCACAUGUAUUUGUAUAUAUAUUAUAUCUAAUAUUAAAAAAUGCAACACAAACGGAAUAUGCACACAUAUUCAUGCACCACACUGCUGCACAGAGAACUGGGAAGGGGUGCAUGUGACAGUGCUGCUUUCCAAGGCACUCAGUGGUGCACCUGUGCUGCUGUACCUGCAGCCAGGCAGGGAAGAGGCCCUUGGCUCCUGGUGCAGCGCCUGGGGCUGGCUACUCCCCUGGCUGGCUGAGUGACAGUCCCUGGGGUAUAAAAGGGCCCCUGGGCCGGGCUGUGCUGGGUGUAGCUGAUAGAGCAGCGGGCUGAGGGCUUCUUCUGGGCAGCUGGAGAGCCUGGGCGAGGCUGUAGCCACCGACAGGUCUGAGCUACACAAAAUGCGUGAAAUCGUGCACCUGCAGAUUGGCCAGUGUGGGAACCAAAUCGGAUCCAAGGUAAGGUCUCUUUUCAUCACUCAUUAUUACCAGGGGAUCAGAGGCAGCAGGUCAGACAUCAUCAAUGGAUGGGGAUUUUGGGGAGGACAAUUUCCUUGUAAUCAGUGGUGGGAAGCAUGGCAUGUUAGCAGGGAAGAUGAGUAUUUUGGUAUGAAAGACAAAAGCUGGAUUUGCUCCUCAUGCAAAAUUAAAUGUUCAUUUGCAAUAACCAUGCCCCAGUGAUUACAGGUGCACCAGAGCAUUCCUGAUGGGAUUCCUGUUCCCAGGGGGAACUCACAUACUCUGCAAGAUACUGGGGCAAGAGACAGAGCCAGUAAUUCCAGGGCUGUGAAGUUGUGUUGCUGGUACUUUAGUUAAAACAUGCAGCAGCUCUGCCUCAUUUUAUUCUUCAAUAUCACAGAAUCAUACAAUGUUUUAGGUUGGAAGGGGUCUUAAAGAUCAUAUUAAUCAACAGCAUAACCUGUGUUAACAGUGUAGAGUGACACAAAGUGUCACUGGCCUCCUGUAGACACAGGUGUCCCUUGGAGUAUUUUUGUGUAGCUCAAACACUGGCAUGCUGUGACAUAGGGAGUAGUCAGUAUUGCUGACUUUCUGGGCUAGGAGUAAAAUUGCCCCUCAAUUACUAUGCUGUGUCCAUCCUUCUUUUUUUUUUUUUUUUUUUUUUUUUUUUUCCAAUUGAGAAGUCAGAAGUUGUCCAAAGAGUAUCUAUUUUGGGCUGGGAGGUCUUUUAAGACAUGAGAUAGUUUAGGGAUUGUUCUGCUGUGUUCUUCCUCCCUUCUCCCACUCCUAACCUUGAUUCUGUUUAAUGGAACAUGAAGCAUGGAACAUGCACCUAUUGACAGUGGCGUAUUUGUACACUCAAAAUGGGACUGGAUGCUAACUCAGGAGAUCUUUAAUAUUAGAAUAGCCUGGCCCUUGCAGUGGGUGGGUGUGUCUGCAUGAACACUGCUGUGGCUGCUGCCCAGAUAAGAGCCCAGCACAAGAGCAUAUCCAUAUGAGUGUCAAGAUAGGACAUUUAGGACCAGCAGCUGUUUGUGGAAAGCCUUGCUCAUGUACAAAUUUGCCCGUGCCAGCUUUGUCAUGCCAUGGUCCCACUUGUGCAUGACAGGACUCAAAGCAACUCUCCGUAAUCCACACCCUCACAACAUUUUUGUUAAGCUCAUACUGAGAAGUAACUGUUAUUUAAAAUUUUAAGCUAACAUCAAUUUUCUUUUAUUAUAAAGAGAACUCUACCUAUUAGUGCAUGGGUCAUAGCUAAGCAGCAUAAAUGGUCUGCUAAACUUUUCCCUCAAAAUUUAUUUGGGAGCGGUAGAGACGGAUCCCUGUUCUGAUCUGUUCUGGGAGGUGCUUGGUGAGGAACAUGGGAUUGACAUCACUGGGAACUACCGUGGGGAUUCACCACUGCAGUUGGAGAGAAUUAACGUGUACUUCAAUGAGGCUUAUUCCCAUAAAUACGUGCCCCGUUCCAUCCUGGUGGACCUGGAGCCUGGGACGAUGGACAGUGUUCGGUCCAGCAGAAUCGGGCCCCUCUUUCGACCUGACAACUUUAUCCAUGGUAAUUCAGGUGCUGGCAACAACUGGGCCAAGGGCCAUUACACAGAAGGUGCUGAACUGAUUGAAAACGUCAUGGAUGUGGUCAGGAAUGAGUGUGAGAGCUGUGACUGCCUUCAGGGGUUCCAGCUCAUCCAUUCCCUUGGUGGUGGCACAGGCUCAGGCAUGGGGACGCUCCUCAUCAACAAGAUCAGAGAGGAAUAUCCCGACAGGAUCAUGAACACCUUCAGUGUUGUGCCCUCACCCAAGGUGUCCGACACCGUGGUGGAGCCGUACAACGCCAUCCUCUCCAUCCACCAGCUGAUAGAGAACACGGAUGAAACCUUCUGCAUUGACAACGAAGCUCUGUAUGAUAUAUGCUUCAGGACAUUAAAGCUCACCAAUCCCACCUACGGGGACCUCAACCACUUGGUGUCCCUAACGAUGAGCGGCGUCACCACCUCGCUGCGUUUCCCCGGCCAGCUGAACGCGGAUCUGCGGAAGCUGGCGGUGAACAUGGUGCCCUUUCCUCGCCUGCACUUCUUCAUGCCCGGCUUCGCCCCGCUGACAGCUCGGGGCAGCCAGCAGUACCGGGCCCUGACGGUGCCAGAGCUCACCCAGCAGAUGUUCGAUGCCCGGAACAUGAUGGCAGCCUGCGACCCCCGCCGCGGGCGCUACCUCACCGUCGCCUGCAUCUUCAGGGGCAGAAUGUCCACCAGGGAAGUGGACGAGCAGCUGCUCUCUAUCCAGACCAAGAACAGCUCCUACUUUGUGGAGUGGAUCCCUAACAACGUCAAAGUGGCCGUGUGUGACAUCCCGCCAAGAGGGCUGAAGAUGGCAGCCACGUUUAUUGGCAAUAACACGGCCAUCCAGGAGCUCUUCAUCAGGGUGUCCGAACAGUUCUCGGCCAUGUUCAGAAGGAAAGCCUUUCUCCACUGGUACACGGGGGAAGGCAUGGAUGAGAUGGAGUUUUCUGAAGCAGAAGGUAACACCAAUGACCUUGUGUCUGAGUAUCAACAGUACCAGGAUGCCACUGCAGAUGUGGAGGAAUUUGAAGAGGUAGAAGUGGAGGCAGAAGCCAAGCCAGAAAAGGAAGCAGAGUAAAAAGUAACAAAACAUUUUCCGAAUGAGUCUGUUCACAUUCACUAAAGACAAAGCAAAAGCCAUCAUCUGCAUUCCCAAAAUAUCACUUUUCUUCAGAACUUUUUCUCUGCAUCUGACCAAGUAUAUCUGAUAUUACAACAUAGUGUUUUUGACAUUAAUGGCAGCUCUGCUUUACUGUCUUAAAGAACUGUUGAGAUCUAAUCUCUCCUAAAACCGAUCUACUCUGAAGACACGUUAUCUCAUACCAGCCUCUCCUGUAAAUGGACUCACUUUUAGAAUAUAAUCACCAGAUACUGAAUGUACUAUACAGCCACUGUGCCUGUGUAUAUAGACCAGGAUCAUAAGCAAAACAGCUGUCAGCUCAUCACAUUUAUUUAUUCUCAGGUAAACACAGUCCCAGCUGAUUGUGAACUUGUUACUGUUUUAGGAACAUGUGCACAUAUCUGAGGCCUCCAAAGGCAGUGACUCUUAUCAUGCCAUGGACUGAUGUAGAUCUGCAGAAACGGGGAAAAUGACUGAAUAUGCACGUUCUUAUUUUAUAAGUUAUCAUUCUAUCACAUUGCUGGCUUCUAUUAUUGCAGAGCUUGUAUUCAUUAUCAUGGUGUGGUUUGUUUCUAUUUCUAACUACAGGUUGAGUUACAUUAGCACACUAAGUUGUGACAUUGUGUAAAAGUUUUGGUGUGGUAUUUUUUUUCCUAGGUACUAACUACUGUAAAUUUUUUUCCUAACAUUCAGUCCAACAAAAAUGACAUAGAAUGGUUUGUAGUUUGUUAAUAUAAAUUCCAUGGCAGUCACUAAAACAAAAUCUUAUUUUGCCUUCAGUGAAAAAAAUUUCUUGACAUCGCAGCUGCCUACCUAAUGUGUUUAUAAUAUUCUUUUAAAUAAAGAUUAUAUACCAUUCUA
Molecule: messenger RNA, 6670 nt
Organism: Taeniopygia guttata (zebra finch)
Lineage: Eukaryota; Metazoa; Chordata; Aves; Passeriformes; Estrildidae
Source: RefSeq, a predicted model, not a curated record